Brettanomyces nanus is the source of this 1932-nucleotide messenger RNA. RefSeq lists its product as uncharacterized. Lineage: Eukaryota; Fungi; Ascomycota; Pichiomycetes; Pichiales; Pichiaceae. Gene Ontology annotation, cellular component: cytoplasm. The transcript has a single exon. The coding region runs from base 1 to 1932 and encodes 643 amino acids. The record is from RefSeq and is a predicted model, not a curated record.
AUGACGUCUGUGCCAGAAUCUACGACGCCUGUACCAGAAUCUACGACGCCUGUACCAGAAUCUCCGCCAUCUCUAUCUGAUUCCUCGAUGCAGCCCUUUGAAAUCCUUGAGACUCCAAACAUAAAGAAGGUGAAGCUCAAACUAGACAAAACAAUGGACACCAAGUUGAAUCGAUUACGUAACAAGUUUGUCUUUGGAACGUGUAUUGUGGACUUUCAUCAUGUCCGGGGUCCAGAAAUCGAGUACUGGAUAGAUGACACCACUACAGAAGACAACGAAAUGUUGAAGAUCCAACAUUUCACCAAAGUCUGGGCACAGUUACCAUUUCAAGCAUUGCCAGAUGGUGCACAUUUAUUCGAAGAGACCUUUUCCAACUUUACGUUGAUUUAUGAUGACAUUGAGGAUGGUUGUCCUAAGUUACCGAUAGACAAAGAGGAUGAUAUUGAGUUAGUAGAUGGAGAGGUCAAAGCUGCCGAAAUAGGUGAACCUAACAAAGGAUUAACUACUUUAUUUGGAUGUGCAUGCAUUAGACAACUUGAUAUGGAUAGAUUGAAGCAAGAAGGUAAAACGUUACAUAGAGCUGUAGGCCAAGAGGAGUUCACAAGGUCCGUGAUUCAGAAAUCGGUUGUUGUGAUCACCAGAUACCCAAUUACAAUCCAGUUAAAGGAACAGUUGAGUAUCAUCACUAAAAGCUACUUCGAUCAGCUUAACUUUGCUGAUAAAGGCAUUAUAAAGGCUCUGUAUGACAACGUUUCUCUUGUAUACAACAGCCAUGGGUAUCGGAUUGAGGAUGAUGACUUGUACGAAGGGGUGAAUGAUAAUCCCAGCGGAAGCACCAAAAUUAUUAGGGAGAGUGAUUUCUACAUCGGAUUGAACUUGAAAGAGCUCGUCACCAAACUUGGGCGCAAGUUGUUGAUGGUUUACAAGGCUCUGUUGCUUGAACAGCGAGUCCUCAUAUUCUGUAAAGACUUGAACACUCUUUCCAACAUACAAUAUUCGCUCUUAUCGCUUAUUCCCAACCUUCUGAUGAACUUAUCGGACUGUGGAUCUCCACUGUUGGACAAACUAUCGUAUAAGUUGCAAACCCCUACAUCUUUAAAGUCUAGCGAUCGUGGUUCCAUGCUUAGAUUCGUUGGAAUGCCACUCAAAUUAUUCGAUAAAGGAGGAUUCUUUCAGCCGUUCAUUACUCUACAGCAACUUGAUUACUUGGUGAAUAAGAAUACCCAAUGGUUUUUAGUUGGAACUUCAAAUGACAUCUUACUUGAGCGGAAGAAAGAGUGGUUUGAUAUGAUUCUCUACAUCAAUGAAAACGAUUCUUCUUUUCCAACAGAGGCUGCCAGUGCCAUGGACUUUAUUUUCAAGGAUCCAGAAGUCAAAUUGGAGAUUUUAUCCAAGGAUUUAAAAGACUGGAUCACGUUAACGUCACAAGACAAGCAAUUUAUAGACUACGUGAUGAAUGAGGUGAGUAAAGGUCAAAAAACGACAAAAAAGGAAACAAGAGUUGAACCGGCUUCGUCAAAGAUGCUCAACAGCAAUGCAUUGGAUAUUGGGAGUUACAAUGGAGGAGACGAUUUCAUUAGAUACCAGUUUGAAGAUUACCUAAUAGGGAUGCUUAGCACUAUUAAAUACGACCAAUUUCUCUCGGCAAACAAGGAUAAUCUGCAGACAUUGAGUUAUUUGAACUUGAAUCAGUUUGAAGACCAAGUGACCGAAUUUAACAGUAGGUUUAUCGAUAGAUACAUGCAGACUCAGAACUUUAAAUUGUUUGAGAAAUAUACAGAGGACGAGCUUUUCAAUUUCUUCGAGCCCUGUCACGUGGGGACUGUUCUUAUUCGAAGAGCCAGAGAGAAUGCAAGCAGCAGCGCCAAAGCUCGAUUGAGAGGUUUAUUUAGUGGAUGGAAGAAAGUUGAAGUGACGAGGGAGAAGAAAUAA